Messenger RNA from Gorilla gorilla gorilla (western lowland gorilla), 1035 nucleotides. It is a transcript of the gene MTCP1, whose product is annotated as mature T cell proliferation 1. Bases 245 to 568 code for a protein of 107 amino acids. The record is from RefSeq and is a predicted model, not a curated record. The transcript is spliced from 5 exons. Gene Ontology annotation, molecular function: protein serine/threonine kinase activator activity. Lineage: Eukaryota; Metazoa; Chordata; Mammalia; Primates; Hominidae.
GGCCUUGACAAAUGACUUUCUGUACUGGCUGAGGGCCAGGGCCCAGCGUACUGAUAAGGAAGCUCUUCCAGAAAAAGGGUUGAUUUACAGAGGAAUGAAUCUGCAUGAAAGUUUACCAACAAGAUCCCUGCCUGCCUUUUGCAGGCUCUCCUGCAACCAUCUACUUCAUUUUUGAUCUCAGGAAGACCAGAGCUGAGGCUUAGGUGGAGAAAAGCAGGGCUAGAAUUGGAACCCAAAGCCCAGAAUGGCAGGAGAGGAUGUGGGGGCUCCACCCGAUCACCUCUGGGUUCACCAAGAGGGUAUCUACCGCGACGAAUACCAGCGCACGUGGGUGGCCGUCGUGGAAGAGGAGACGAGUUUCCUAAGGGCACGAGUCCAGCAAAUUCAGGUUCCCUUAGGUGACGCAGCUAGGCCAAGUCACCUUCUUACCUCCCAGCUACCUCUCAUGUGGCAACUCUACCCGGAGGAGCGCUACAUGGAUAACAACUCUCGCUUGUGGCAGAUACAGCAUCAUUUAAUGGUCAGGGGAGUACAGGAGCUGUUGCUUAAGCUUUUGCCUGAUGACUAACCUGGUGCUGGGAUUCUACGAAGAUAUGCUCCUUUGUUCUGUUCAGUAUUUGGCAAUCACUUCAUCCACUACUGCAGUGCACCCACCCUUGGGCCUGGGGGGAGGGAGUGGGUUGAAAAACUGCUCAAGAAACAGAAGUUUAGCAAGGGUCAUGAAGAAUACUGCAAGUGAAACUGCAGAGAGAGGUUACGUAGGCAGAAAGCAAGUCAACAAAAGCACUUAGUCAGGAUCCGUAACUUGAAAUUGACUCCUUUGGAAAUUGCCAUAGAACCCUUAAUGGACAUCAUCGGCUGGACCUGGGAUCUGAUGAAUCCCACAAAAGUCAGCACCUUCUACAGAACAGAUGCCCUGAUCACCAAGGACUUGGUACUGAUUUAGAGAGAAGAGAGCAGCUCCUAGCAGCAUCAACAUCUAUUUGUCGCUUAUUUGCCCUGCAGCAAUUCACCUGCCUUUCCUUCUCCCAUCCU